AAUUUAUGCAUCCCUGAUGCGUAUCAAUAAUUUGAAGAUAGACAAAGUUGACAUUCUUUUUUAUUGUUUAAAAAAGAAGAAAAAAUUGUGCUCUUGGUAUCUGCGAGAAUUAUUUGAUUUGGUAAAUCAUGUUUCUGAUGGUGUUUUAACAAGUGAAGUGUUACAGUAAAGAAUUCUGCACAACAAAGAUAGAAUUUCUCGCACGCACACACCUAUCAUUGGGAAGAGCGACGGCACAACUGAGAGGAAGACAAUAAACAAACAAGACAGAUCGAAAGUGGAUAUUUGGUGGGGAAGAUUAUCAUCUGUUGGAUCGCACAAGUUGCUCGAAACUUAAUAACAUAAACAGAAAUGACGGAAUACAAGCUUGUGGUAGUGGGUGCCGGAGGCGUUGGUAAAUCAGCUUUAACCAUUCAGCUGAUACAAAACCAUUUUGUCGAUGAGUACGAUCCAACAAUUGAAGAUUCUUACCGCAAGCAGGUAGUGAUAGAUGGUGAGACAUGUCUUCUGGAUAUCUUGGACACUGCCGGCCAAGAAGAAUAUUCUGCAAUGCGGGAUCAAUAUAUGCGCACAGGUGAAGGUUUUCUGCUGGUAUUCGCUGUAAAUAGCGCGAAAUCAUUCGAGGACAUUGGCACAUAUCGAGAACAAAUUAAACGAGUGAAAGAUGCUGAGGAAGUGCCAAUGGUUCUGGUCGGCAACAAAUGCGAUUUACAGGCGUGGGCCGUCAACAUGAACCAAGCAAGAGAGGUCGCCAAACAAUACGGUAUUCCAUUCGUAGAAACCUCGGCCAAAACACGUAUGGGCGUGGACGAUGCAUUUUAUACUCUGGUUCGCGAGAUACGCAAAGACAAAGAACAUAGGGGUAAGAAGGGCCGCAAGACGAACAAACAUAUAAAUCGCAAGUUCAAAUGCGAACUUCUUUAAGUUCUGUAGAUGGUACAUUCGUUUUUUUCAUUUUUGUCAAAUGAGAGACUACAUAGAAUAGGAAUAUGCAAAAAAGGAAAACAAAUUUAAUGGUUCUAGGCCACGGUCAAAAAAUUAAGAAUUGUAAGUGCUAAUUUUGUUUUCUUUUAGCUUUUUUAUUUGUAUAUUUCAUCAUUAACAACGGAAAAUUAAAAUGCCCCAUUUUUUUAAUGCCUUACUACAUAUUGAAGUAGCGAAAGUUCUGAAAAGUAUUCUGUGUUCUCAACGCACAAACAAGUGUAAUUUCAUAUAGCAGACAAACAAAAAUAUUUUGAAGUUUUUAAAUUGAGUUCGGUGCUACAAUCACAUAUUUUUUAACAUACAAGUUAUAUACAUACGUAUAUUUUUGAUAUUAUCAUAAAAUAAAAUACUUUAUUAAGAUUCUUUUAUGAAAACCCAAAACUUGAUGCAUUUUAUUUUAUUAUUUAUCAACGUGUUUAAGUCUUGAAAGCACACACGGCAUAGUCUCUAUGUCCAUCGACCUUAAUUUGAAAGCUAAAAUGUUUAAUCUAUAGUUUUAUUAAAAAAUGUAAAUUUAGGUUAAAUUUGAGUUAUGUGUGUACUGAAUUUUACGUUUAAUAAAUAUGAAAAUCAAUUAUGAAACGGAAAAUAAAAUGUGAUUUGCAUAAAGCAAUCGCAAUUGAGAUAUUUAUUAAAUA
Molecule: messenger RNA, 1622 nt
Organism: Musca domestica (house fly)
Lineage: Eukaryota; Metazoa; Arthropoda; Insecta; Diptera; Muscidae
Product: ras-like protein 1
Exons: 4
Coding region: 352-924 (190 amino acids)
Biological process (GO): epidermal growth factor receptor signaling pathway; Ras protein signal transduction
Cellular component (GO): plasma membrane
Molecular function (GO): GDP binding; GTPase activity; GTP binding
Source: RefSeq, a predicted model, not a curated record